AUGGCAGUCGAAGUGACCUAUGUCGUGCAGCUGAAGACGGAGCAGCAUCCAGAGGGCUUGGUGGCCCCUUCCGACCUUGUUGUCGAGUACAAGGAGAAGAAGUACCUCAAAUUGCUCGGCAGUCAUCACUGGCUGGUCAGGCUCAUUUGCCCGGAGCUUUACAAACGACACCGAAACCCGAGCAUAGCAACCACCAAGACCAUGAAGGACUUGACCCAAGCCGCCGUGAAUGCUUUCGUCAAGAUGGGCGAAGAACAGGAGGACUUGUUCGAAGGUGUGGCCGACAGCAAGAAAGCACCCCUGAAAAGAAAGCGAUCCUGUGUCGAGAGCGGGGUGAAGACUGUUACAUUGCCUGACUACAGCACAGCCGAGUUCUACAUGGAUCAGCACCACAGCUGCUGCCCUGCUGUGCUGCUGGAGCCCAAGUCUCUGGAAGCAGUGCUGGGCUACCUGAGGGGAUGCUGCGAGGAGUGCGAGAAGUCCGCGACCAGGGCCUACAACAAGACGGGCAAGUUCAAGAAGAAGUGA
This is a messenger RNA of Symbiodinium natans, 528 nucleotides long. Lineage: Eukaryota; Dinophyceae; Suessiales; Symbiodiniaceae. The record is from the annotation of a GenBank genome assembly.